AUGCUGGGGUUGGCCUAUUCUGAUUUUUCUUAUAGGGAGGACAAUUACAAGAAAAAGGUUCGAGAAGUGUCUAAUGCCUGGAACCAAACUCGCCGAAUGAGAAUUUUAGCCGUGGGUCCGACGAUGACCCCCGAGUAUAGCCAGUGGCGUGAUCAAAGGGUCAACGAUAAUAUCCCGGCGUCUAAUCCAGAAACUGCUCGAUCUUUAGAGGAACACCUACAAGUACUGCCCUCUGAGAUAGAGAUUAUCAAGCAAGAAUUUGAAAAGAGGAGUUUGGAGAUAGGGAGGAAAGUAGAGAAGUUAGAGGAAGAGAAAAUGCAGUUAGGACUGGAUUUGGACAUUCAAAGAUUAGAGGCCGAUAAAUUAAGGAAAGGGAAGAACAAAGCAGAAGAAGAUUUAGACAGCCUGAAGACUGAUUAUAAGAAGUUGCGCAGGUCGAUAAGAACUGCUGGCUUGGGUAAAACGCCAGAACAAUGGCGACAGGAAAUUCAGGAGGAAAGAACGAAAGCUAAUCAGUGGGAAAAGAAAUUUCAGGAUGCUCAAACUCGAGAAGUUACUUUGGGAGAGAGUCUGCUAGUCUGCCAAAAUGAGAAGACGAAGUUGAAUGCCCGAAUAAUUGAACUGGAAAGGCUACUUUACCAAUACCGUAUUCGUAAUUCUGUGAUUGAAUUAAAGGCAAGCUUGGAAAAAAUUGAAGAAUUAAAGGGACAAAUAAGAGAGCUCGAGGACGCAUUGCAAAGCAACGAAUUCCGAAUAGAGCUUCUGGAAAGAAGUAGUGAGCAGUGGCAGGGGCAAUUCCAGUUGUCUCAAGAUCAGAUUAGAGACAGAGAUUAUGUUAUGGGUGAGGCAGUGGUUCAAGUACGCGAGGUAGCUGAUCACCUGCAAACCUUAGCGGUUCAAGCUGAUCUAUUAAGUUUAAAGUUUGAGUUGGAAUCGGACCGGGCCCGAAAAUUAGCUUGGCUCCUUAAAAAGGUUAAGGCUUUGGGUAUAAGGGCAAAGUCGUAUAUGUAA
Molecule: messenger RNA, 1011 nt
Organism: Gossypium raimondii (Peruvian cotton)
Lineage: Eukaryota; Viridiplantae; Streptophyta; Magnoliopsida; Malvales; Malvaceae
Exons: 1
Coding region: 1-1011 (336 amino acids)
Source: RefSeq, a predicted model, not a curated record